GAUCUCGUAACGCUCUCCGGUAGAACCUCACUUUUGACUCACUUAUCUUUCACUUCCAACUUGAACACACCCGACUCUCCUUCACUGCUGGCCCGGUUCGAUGCCUUAUUGGUGGAUCCCCGGAUCGACCUAUUGUCCCUCCUUAGAACCUCAAGUGUAUUGUUCCUGUUUCGGAAGCACUUCUUCAUUCACGGAACCUGCGCCAAUCAUCCGAUGACUUCUGCCUGCUCGUAUUUUGAUGCUUCAAGUUUCCGAACCACCGUCUCCUCCUCUUUGCUUCCUCUCUCCUCUCUCUCUUUCAUUCCACUUUCUCGGUCGAUACCUGAUCUGUAAUAACCACCAUCAUGCCUCCAACAAAGUUUAUCGAUCUUACUGUCAUCGGCAAGACCGUUUAUACUGAGCGAGACGGCUUCCUCGUGCCGCUGGGUACUGAACGGACCAACAUGUCUUCGAAUGCGCCGAAGAGAAUUCGCCUGCUUCCGCACCGCAAUCGCCAACAUGUCCUGCGCAAAAUCCCUCAGCCUCGAAGCAUGGCGACUUCCUCGGUUCAGGUCCAACCUCAGACGUCAUCCACACAAAGCACAUCUCCUGCCAAACCAUUUCCCUUUCUCGACUUACCGGGAGAGCUCAAAAACAAGAUAUAUGAUCUUGUCAUCCCAACAACUCGAGUGGUCGUUACUGGCAGUCACCCUAAGAAAGACCUCGAGACGCUGAAAUGGAUGUUUCCCAACAAGGAGCACAAAACGCGAGUUCGCCUGUUGGGAGAGGUCACAGGAGACACGGAACGAGCCUCCAUGGCCCUUCUCUUGACUUGCCGACAAAUGAAUGAGGAAGUCGUGACUUUUAUCUAUUCCCGAACCACCUUCUGUUUCGACCGCAUGGUUGUCCUCAACAAAUUCCUGAACGUCAUUCCUGGUGCGGCAGCCAAGAGCAUUGGCAAGUUGGAGAUCACUCACGUCGGAUACGGCGAACCACAGUGGAUCCGAGACCGCGAAUGGAAACUGCGACAUGACGAGAAGUGGGCAAAGACCUUGAAGCGUAUCCAGCAGGAGAUGACAAGCCUUACGACUCUGGUCUUGGACUUGACCCUAUUCGACUGGCCGUGCCGCCUGGAGAUUGACGAGAGCUGGGCCAAACCUCUGCUUGAUCUUGCAGAAGACGGACUUGAACGUGUCAACGUGAAGCUGGUGCAUGACCGCUUCGAUCCCAACAUGGCCGCGGCAACUGCGAAGGAACUGGAGAACAAGAUGAUGUCGACCGACGGCAAGCAGAAGAAAUUGCGUGAGGCCGAGGCAAAGGCAGCAAUGGAGAAGAAACAAAGGGAGGCGGCUCGAACAAAGGCCCUCAGAUCGUUGAAGAUCCGAAUGCCACUGGGCGACAAGACCAUGGCGAAAAACGUUCUGGCCAAGAAGGUUGUCAAAACACAGGGUCUGGAGCAGUUCGCUAAGGCUGAGCCUGGUGUGGCAUAUUGUGGAUGACGAAGAUGGACUCACUUCGGGCGUGACACAGGCGAGCAGGAUAGACCACGAGGGCAUAGUCCUAGAGGACCUGAGCCUUGGAUGUGGCAAAGGUCUAGCAUGAUUAGGCCUGAAAGCAUACGAUACGUGCUACCGGCCAUGGCGCAAUGGUUACUCAACCGCACAAUAGCAUCAAGAGAGCUUCUGCACAAGCAGAAGAUCAUAUGACAAUGCAAGCACUUGUAACGUUGGCAUACUUUAAACUUCCUCGUAGCAAUACCGCAGUGGUUCAUGACACCGAAGAUAGAAAACUUGACCUGAAAAUGAUAGAGCCACCUGCAUGGCGGUGUUGUACAGGA
Messenger RNA from Exophiala dermatitidis NIH/UT8656, 1816 nucleotides. RefSeq lists its product as uncharacterized. NCBI's taxonomy places the organism in Eukaryota, Fungi, Ascomycota, Eurotiomycetes, Chaetothyriales, Herpotrichiellaceae. The record is from RefSeq and is a predicted model, not a curated record. The transcript has a single exon. Bases 345 to 1478 code for a protein of 377 amino acids.